Molecule: messenger RNA, 2490 nt
Organism: Mesocestoides corti
Lineage: Eukaryota; Metazoa; Platyhelminthes; Cestoda; Cyclophyllidea; Mesocestoididae
Source: the annotation of a GenBank genome assembly
AUGCACUGUGGAAGACCUUCGUCAGGAGACCGUGCUCGGAUCCGGCGCGCGAUGCGCUCUUCAAGGCGUCAAACGACGGAGGUCGGUUAUGUCCCGCCACCGCCAUCUUCUUCAUCAACACCGUUGUCAGACACUUCCCUUUUUGCCGAUCCCCUGAGAAGCCAGAGUCAGCCACCCUCGGGCGAUGCCUCUGCCCAGGGAACCCUCUCCAGACAGCGCAGCGGAGAGGGUCUACUUCGCACAGAAUCAACGAAUUACAUGAACGGUCGAGUUUCGGCAGCCCCACCCUCUCCACAGUCUGCUACCUCCGUUGGCCACCUUAACCCCCGCUAUCGUUCGGCGUCUUCCGCUUCAACUACGUCCGCGCAGCUCCGUUCGACUGACCACGUUGUUGGUGGUGGUGCUGAGAGCACUGGAGGGGGCGAGAAUUCCUCCAGCUCGGAGCUCUAUCUGACGCCCCCACGCGGUGCUGGAAACGGUAGCAGCGGGGUAGGCGGUAUUUUGCGACGCAGCAGACACGUUUCAGGCGAGGGACAGGAGGAGUCAAAUCGACCACCUACGGCUGAAUCUCCCGUUGUCUUUAGAUUGCGUCAAGGAUCAACUACUUUUUCGACUACGUUUAACCCUUCAACCAGUGCCACCAGCCAAGAGCCCGAGUCCGACCACGAUCUAUUUCUCGGUGAAAACAGCCGUCUCCCCUUUCGCAGUGAGGACCACAUGCAGCGGGUCUUCCUUAACCUAAACGAAAUGCGACGGCACAACCUCCUCUGCGACGUCGUCCUGAAGGCCGGCAGUGUUGAGGUUCCCGCGCACAAGAACGUUUUGGCGGCAAGCUCUCCCUACUUUCAUGCCAUGUUUACGGGCGAGAUGACGGAGAGUCGUGCCGGCACCGUAAACAUCGGAAAUGUCGACGGGACUGCGCUUGCGCUCCUCAUCGACUUCAUUUACACAGCGGAGGUCCUCAUCACUGAAGAAACUGUACAAUUUCUUCUUCCGGCUGCUAACCUCCUCCAGUUAACCAGCGUUCGCGAUGCCUGCUGCGAGUUCCUCCAAUGUCAACUCCACCCAACUAACUGCCUUGGCAUUCAGCGUUUCGCCGACAUGCACGACUGCUCCGAGCUGCUUCAGGUCAGCCGGCGCUUCACCGAACAACACUGCGGUGAAGUCUUGCAGCACGGUGAUGAAUUCCUGAAUCUCUCUAAGGACCAGUUGAUCAGCCUUAUCUCCAGCGACCAGAUCCGUGUGGCCGAGGAGCAGGUCUUCGAGGCAGCUCUUCGUUGGAUACGUCAGGACCCAGCUCACCGGGAAACCCCUGAGAUAGCCGCCGAGGUGUGUAGCCACGUGCGCUUCGGUCUGCUACCCAGAAACUACCUCGUUCGACUCUCUCAGUCAGAUGAUUUUCUUUACUCCAACCCCUGGUGCAAGGAUUUUCUUCUAGAGGCUAUGGGAUUCCUUUUGUUGCCAUGGGAACAAAGGAGACGCAACACAUCAGAACGCAUGAGGCCGCGCAGUGUUGGUGCACCAAAGGCAAGCAGUCGUUUUCACUUCCGAAAAACCGGCCAAGCCCUUCUCGUGUUCGGCGGCCAGGCCCCAAAGGCAAUUCGGUCAGUCGAGUACUAUGACUUUGCAACGGAUACCUGGACUUCAGCAGGAAGUAGCGUUGCCAUGCAAUCCUCUUCUUCAUCGCAGUCCUCCUCCGGCUUGCGUUUCCCGAUUACUGACCUGCCUAACAGACGGUGUCGCUGUGGCGUGGCGGUUGUGGGUGGCCUUAUCUAUGUGAUUGGGGGCUUCAAUGGAGCCCUGCGUGUCCGCUCCGUGGAUAUUUACGAUCCUGUCAGACGAUGCUGGCGCGCCGGACCAAGCAUGGAGUGCAGGCGGUCGACGCUCGGAGUCGCCGUAUUAGAUGGUGUUAUCUACGCCGUUGGUGGGUUCAAUGGCGCCAAAGAAGCCCUUGAUCCAUGGUCGGGUGUUUGGAAGUCCGUAGCUCCAAUGUCCGUUUCCCGCUCUUCCGUUGGUGUCGGUGUGCUUGGGAGGCGCCUUUACGCUGUUGGUGGUUACGAUGGGACAAGUAGGCGUUGUCUUGCCUCGGUAGAAUGCUACAACCCCCUUACUAACCAGUGGUCACCCGUUGCCGAUAUGAAUCACCGACGGAGUGGACCUGCAGUGUCUGACUUGGCUGCCAGGAUCUACGUGGUUGGUGGACACGAUGGACUACUCGUGCGUUCUUCCGCCGAGUACUUGGAUCCACGAGUUGGCGUCUGGUGCAGCAUAGUUGAUAUGCACUUCCCUCGAAGAAAUGCUGGAUUGGUCUCACACAAUGGAAUGCUCUACGUGGUUGGCGGAGACGACGGAACAGCCAACCUGGACUCGGUUGAAACCUACGAUUCACACCUCAAUAUUUGGACGCUCCUAUCCGGAAGACUUAACACCGCCCGGUGCUACGCCGGUGUUGCCCUUAUAGACAGUGCCUCCCCAAUAAGUAACUCCUAG